Messenger RNA from Fragaria vesca subsp. vesca, 2665 nucleotides. Its product is annotated as zinc phosphodiesterase ELAC protein 2-like. Gene Ontology annotation, molecular function: 3'-tRNA processing endoribonuclease activity. Bases 1 to 2580 code for a protein of 859 amino acids. Gene Ontology annotation, biological process: mitochondrial tRNA 3'-end processing. The transcript is spliced from 13 exons. Gene Ontology annotation, cellular component: mitochondrion. The record is from RefSeq and is a predicted model, not a curated record. NCBI's taxonomy places the organism in Eukaryota, Viridiplantae, Streptophyta, Magnoliopsida, Rosales, Rosaceae.
AUGGAGGAUAAGACCGAGUCCGUUUCGUUCAACAAGAGAAGAGCCGACGGUAACGAUAAGAGUGAGAGGCCCAAGAAGAAUUUUCCGAGGAACAAAAGGGCUCUCAAUCCUACCAACACCAUAGCUUAUGUCCAGUUUCUAGGGACUGGAAUGGAUACUCUGGAUACAUCUCCUUCAGUGUUGCUAUUCUUUGACAAGCAAAGAUUUAUUUUUAAUGCUGGAGAGGGAUUGCAAAGGUUCUGCACAGAGCAUAAGAUUAGAUUGUCAAAGAUAGAUCACAUAUUUCUCUCUCGUGUCUGCUCAGAGACUGCCGGUGGAAUUCCAGGUUUGCUGUUAACUUUGGCUGGCAUGGGUGAAGAAGGAAUGUCUGUCAAUGUGUGGGGCCCAUCAGAUCUUAAGUUCUUGGUUGAUGCCAUGCAGAAUUUCGUCCCAAAUGCUGCUAUGGUUCACACUAGGAGCUUUGGGCCCACACAUGGUUCUGUGGGUGCUCCUAUGGCUGAUGAAACUCAGUUUGCAGAUCCCAUUGUUCUUGUUGACGAUGAAGUUGUCAAAUUAUCAGCCAUUCUUCUACGACCAAGUUUCUUGGAAGGAAGUAUACUUACUGGAAAGCCUGGCGACAUGUCUGUAAUUUAUGUCUGUGAAUUACCUGAAAUCAAAGGGAAAUUCGACCCUGUGAAAGCUAAGGCUUUAGAUGUUAGACCAGGGCCCAAAUACCAUGAACUGCAACUUGGGAACUCGGUGACAUCGGACAACAAGAACAUCAUGGUUCAUCCAAGUGAUGUAAUGGGGCCCUCUGUUCCUGGUCCUAUUGUACUCCUUGUCGACUGCCCGACAGAAUCUCAUUUUCAGGAGUUGUUAUCCGUACAAUGUCUCAGUAGCUAUUAUGCAGAUUUCUCAGGUCCACCUGAUAAUGCUAAGGUUGUCACUUGUGUCAUUCAUUUGAGUCCUUCAUCCCUCAUAAGUAGUUCAAACUACCAGAGAUGGAUGAAAAGAUUUGGUUCAGCCCAACAUAUCAUGGCUGGACAUGAAAGGAAGAAUAUGGAGAUUCCAAUUUUAAAGGCAAGUGCACGAAUUGCAGCUCGACUUAACUAUCUUUGUCCACAGUUCUUUCCAGCUCCAGGUUUUUGGUCUCUUCAGGACAGUGAUUGCUUAGCAACAGAGUCCACUCCUUCAAGUGAGGUUUGUGAAAAUGGUUCUGUUUGUGAAAACAUUUCUGCCGAAAACCUUCUUAAGUUCACUUUGCGGCCAUAUGCUCAUCUUGGAUUAGAUAGGUCUGUUGUUCCAAGUAAGGUGGCUGCUGCAGAUGUCAUCUAUGACUUACUAUCCGAGAAUCCAGAGAUUGUAGAUGCUGCCCAAUGUGUUAGCCAGUUCUGGAGUCAGUCCACAGAAACCAAGGAAGAGAUAAGGUUCGUGCAAGAAGAUACAGUAAUGGUUGAAGAGCCAUGGUUUAGUGAGAAUACACUUCCUAGUUGCUUGGACAAUAUAAGGAGAGAUGAUAUGGAGAUAGUUCUUCUAGGAACUGGAUCGUCUCAGCCAUCUAAAUAUCGCAAUGUCAGUGCUAUCCAUAUAAACCUUUUCUCCAAUGGAGGCUUGCUUUUAGAUUGUGGCGAAGGAACCCUGGGACAGCUGAAAAGAAGAUAUGGUGUAGAGGGUGCUGACAAUGCUGUUAGAGGUCUUCGAUGUAUAUGGAUUUCUCAUAUUCAUGCUGAUCACCAUACGGGGUUGGCAAGAAUACUUGCUCUGCGACGUACUUUGUUGAAGGGAGUGCCUCAUGAACCUGUACUUGUAGUUGGACCAAGGCAGCUUAAGAGUUAUUUGGAUGCAUACCAAAGACUUGAAGAUUUAGAUAUGCAGUUCCUUGAUUGUAGGAACACCACAGACGCGUCUUUAAAUGCGCCUUCAAGAGCUACUGAUUCAAAUAAACAUCACUCCUCACCAGGAAAAGAUAGGCAACAGAAAGUCGAUUCCACUCUAUUUGCUAAAGGGUCUCGUAUGGAGAGCUAUUGGAAGAAACCUGGUAGUCCAGUUGACGAUGCAGUUUUGAGUUUGCAAAAAAUGCUUAGCGAAGCUGGACUGGAAGCCUUGAUCAGUGUUCCUGUCAUUCACUGCUCACAAGCAUUUGGUGUUGUCUUGAAGGCUUCGAAGAGACUGAAUAGUGUUGGAAAAGUGAUACCAGGGUGGAAGCUUGUGUACUCUGGUGAUACUAGGCCCUGCCCAGCACUUAUAGAAGCGUCUCGUGGUGCAACAAUUCUUAUACACGAGGCAACGUUUGAGGAUGGCAUGGAGGAUGAGGCCAUAAAGAAAAACCACAGCACAACAGAGGAAGCCAUAGGAGUAGGGAACUCUGCCGGUGUGUACCGCGUCAUCCUUACCCACUUCAGCCAGCGAUACCCGAAAAUCCCAGUAUUUGACGAGGCACACAUGCACAAGACGUGCAUAGCGUUUGACCUGAUGAGUAUUAACAUGGCUGAUUUGCCAGUUCUGCCAAAAGUACUUCCAUACUUGAAAAUGCUCUUUAAAAAUGAGAUGACAGUGGAUGAAUUAGAUGAGAUAUUAGAUGUUGAAAGCGUUGCUUCUUAGUGACAAUUAUUUAUUUUUCCCUCGCAAUUCCUCAUUAAUUUUGUAAUCCUCAGCAUUCUCCUAUAACAUAUCUUUUAAUCUGUGC